Messenger RNA from Chlamydomonas reinhardtii, 8872 nucleotides. RefSeq lists its product as uncharacterized. Lineage: Eukaryota; Viridiplantae; Chlorophyta; Chlorophyceae; Chlamydomonadales; Chlamydomonadaceae. Gene Ontology annotation, cellular component: cytoplasm; autophagosome. The transcript is spliced from 17 exons. Gene Ontology annotation, molecular function: protein serine/threonine kinase activity; ATP binding. The record is from RefSeq and is a predicted model, not a curated record. Gene Ontology annotation, biological process: peptidyl-serine phosphorylation; autophagy; autophagosome organization. Bases 635 to 6373 code for a protein of 1912 amino acids.
UCAAAAGAAGGCCGGGCACGCGAAAGCGUAACUCCGCUGACAAUAGAAAUAAAAGCGCCGUCUGAGGAGCCGUUCCGCGUUCGCAAACCGCUCGCGGCGAGCGAGGGACGAGUGCAGCAAGUACACUGCAAGUACACCACGUGCCGCCCGAGAACGCUCGCCCAAUCCAUGCGUAAUGUUCCAAGCCAUGGAAGCAACACCGCAACAUUGCUAUUGCCAGGACCUGUCGCGACUGGGUUGAGGCAGGGGUGAGCAAGCAACCGACAAACCGCAACCCGACGCGGCGCCUCAGCCGCGCGAAUAGCCCUAUAAAUGGUCACUCAUUGUUUAUGAUCCGCCUUUAUCUUUUCCAAGCUCACCGCAUUUGUUCCGUGACAGAGCACGCGAGCCGUCGAACUCGUCGUGAACUCCACGCCCAUGAUCGGCCCUUGUCCAAGAAGGAUAGUUUUCGGGGUAUUUGAAGGGAUGCCGCUGCGUCACUGUCUGUGUCGGAGGGGCGACCGCUCGUGAUCGCCAUGAGCGGGCGCCAUCUUUUGUAUUGCCGAAGCUCGAGACCGACACUUAUCCCAGUUCACUUACGAGUAUAGAACAUCAUGAAAUAAAAAUUCAUAACGCGCUAGCGUUGCAUCACAAAAUGAGAAGUCGCUGCUUGGGCGCAUGCUUCGGCUUUGGCAGCGCGGCAUCAGCUGCGCCCGGUGCUGAUAACGCAAGUGCUCUAAAGCACAACUAUGCACCGUCCCAGCCAUCGCUCGCAAACGAAGCGUCGUCCCCCACGAGGGGCGACGACCGGCCUGCCGACCGGCCUGCAGCGACGAGCCCGCUCGGCCUGUUGCGAACCGACCAUUCCGGCUCCAUAUCUUCUAUUCUUGAGGCGAUACGGCGAAGCUUGGGCACUCGCGUCGCACGGCUAUACGGGUUUGAGACUGCCGCUGAUGCAAGCGCACCAAAUGAGCGACUGGUGGUAUUACUGUGCCAAGUUGGCGUGCACAAUGAACUAUGCAGCGCGGCCCGACUGCCAGGCUGGACGGCUGGGCUGUCCAACUUAGAUUUUGUUCGAGCGUCGGCCGGUGACCCGGCUCUGUCUGGAGAGAUUCAACUCGUUCGCUCAGCGGCGGUGUCUGGGCGUGCGUCGGUUGUACAUGCGAUCCCGACCUUCUCCGGCAACAACGGGCCUGGGGGUGAUCCUGGCGCGACCACGGCGGUGGCGGCGGCGGGAGGAGACGUUUUUGACGUGCCUCCGGGAGGCGACGCCUCCUACGUGGAUGCCGCCGCCUUCCCUUUGUUCCUGGGCCCCCGUGUCAUCGCCGUGGUUUACGUGGCCGGCGCAGCUGCCACCUCCGCUGCCACCGCCGCCACCGCCGCCGUCGAGGGUGGCCUCCCCUGCAUCCCCAAGGACCCAGCCACGCUGCACUCUGUGACCCUGGCGCUCUCCCUGGCCUUGGUGGGUCCCUCGCACGCGGACACCGCGGGGCUCCCGAUGCUGCCCCCGGGAAUCCCGCGCCACCUGCCCCUUGCCGUACCCGGCGGCGGCGGCCUUGGUGGCGGCGGUUUCCUGGCGUGGCUGUCUGGCUGCCUGCGGCGCCUGGCCGAGGCCUCCUCGCUGCACGCGCUGGUGUGGGAGCUGGGCGAGGCGCUGGCGGCGCACGUGCGGCAGCGCUUCCUGCUGGACGUAGCAGUCACAGCCGCGCUGCUGCCGGACACAGCCGGCGGCGGCGGCGCCGCCGCCGCCGCCAACGUGCUCAUGGCGUCACGCGGCGCCGUCAGCGCAACCACCGCCUACCUGCUGCUUGCAGAGGCGCCGCCGGGCGGUGGCCGCAUGCUGCGAACCAGCAUGGACCCCGCCAGUUUCGUGGACGACCGCGGCGGCGUCGCCCGAGCGGCUCUGGGGCUCCUGAACACGGGUGGUACGGACCAGGCGGCCGUGUCACCACGUCUGGUGGCAUUCACGUACGGCGCCGCCGGCUCGGUGCAGGCAGACGAGGGCCAGCUGCUGGCGAGCGGCGGGAUCGUGCGUGGAAUGGACGCCGUAUCGGGCCGCACCGCUGGUGCCACCACCGGCGUUAUGCCUCGGUCCGCCUCCCUGGCUGCGAUGCACAAGGCCGCCCUCACCACCGCCUCCGCCAUCAUCACCGCCACCGCCGGCACCCGCACGCAGGGCACCGCCACGAGCCCUGGCAGCGCCGCCGUGGCCAUGUCACCACCGCCGCCAGGCGGCGGCGGCGGCGGCGGCGCCGGAGGCCGGCACAGCGGCAACCUGGCCACCGCGAUGCGGCACAACAGCAUGCACCGCGUGGUCCAGCUGUCACAGCUGGCAAGCGCAAGCAGCCGUGCGCUUCAUGUCACUACACAGGAGGCAUCCAACAACUCCCCGCGGUUCCCAGCCACCGGCGCUGUGGGCAGCGUCGGCGGCGGCGGCGGCGGCGGGCUCGGCGGCAUCGUCAGCGCCUCGGCGUCGCUGCCACUGCCGCUGCCGCUUCCGUUGGACAAGUUCAGUGCGGCGUCCAUUGCGCAGCUGACGGCGGUUGCGCCCGCUCUCAACGCCCGGCCCUUCGACACCUCCCACACGCUGUUCCUCGAGAUGGUCACGGCAGCGGCGGCAGCUGGCGCCGGCGCCGGCGCCGUAGAGAGCGGCGGCAGCGGCGGCGGCGCCGUAGGCCGCGGUGUAACGCCGUCUGGCGGCGGCGGCGUGCUGCUGGGAGCGUUGGUGCCGGACUGCGCGCGCUGGGUUCAGGACGUGCGCCGGCCUUCCCGAGAUGUCUACAUGUUCAUGGCGGCUGGCGGCGCCGCCGGCAUCAGCGCCGCAGCAGCGGCGGCUGGACCCAUCGCCAUGCAGUCACUGGCCCUGAUCGGCUUGGCGGCGGGCGUCAGCGGCGGCGGCACCAGCGGCACCGUCAGUGCCGGCAGCGCAGCCGGCGUCGGCGCUGGCGGCGGCGGCGGCGGCGGUCCUGUGUUGGGUCUGUACCUGGCGUUUGGCUCGCAGCUGCCGCCGCGGCUGUUGGAGGCGGUGCAGGCCAGCUGCGCCAGCCUCGUGAGAGAGCACUUUGUCGCCACCGCCGGCGCCAAGCUGCGCGAGGAGCUGUGUGCCGAGAUCGACAUGCUUCGUGCCGGCGUGCCAGGCAGCUAUGCCGUACUGAGCCAAGACAGCACCCCGCUCGCCUCCCAAUCCAAUCUGGCUCUCCCCUGCGCCUCCGUCGUAGAGCCUACAAAGGCCGCGGCGGCGGCAGCAAUCAUCCCCAGCCCUUGCAGCGCCGCGGAAGGCGUGCUGCCCCCGGGCCGCCUUGCGCGCACCCGCACCAAUGCCGACACCGAGCUCGAGGCUGCUACAGCCGCCGCCGGCAUGGGUGCUAAUGCCGCAAACUCCGCCGCCCCCUCCUCCAGCAACCUGUGCGGCGGCAUGCUGGCGGGCGCGGUGGAGGCGAUCAACGCGCUGGAGAGCAGCCUCAUCGGCGGCGGCGGCGGCGGCGCCGCUGGUGGCGGCGGCGGUUAUUUCACGGUCAACUGCGCGCUAGGCGGCGUUCCGACCGGGGCAGUGCCCGGAUCGCUCGGUGUCAUUGGCGCCGCUGGCAACAGCGCCGUCGAGGACCGAGGCACCGCCCGCCGUCGGACGACUGACAACGAAACAAGUCCGUCAGGCACUGGCAGGAAUGUGCGCGCCGCCUCGGGCACCGCCUCACUCCUGGGCGGCAGCGGCAGCAGCAGCACCGCGCGCCGGGCGGCGCAGCAGGCGGCGGCGGCGGCGGCGGCGCAGCAGGCGGCGGCGGCGGCGUCAAUGAACGCGGCUGUAGCACCACGCAGCUCCUUGCCGACCCAGAUGCCGGGCUCUGCUCAACAGCGCCCCCAACCCCAACAGCUGCAGCAGCAGCAACAACAGAUGCUGUCGCUGCAGCUGCCACUUCGCCAGCCGACUUCCGCCCGCGCCGCCGCCGCGGCAGCUGCAGCUGCCGCCACCUCCACUAUGGUCACCAUGUCGCCUGUAACGGCCCUGGCCCUCAUGGGCAGCCCUGGCGGCGGCGGCCCUGGCAGCGGCGGCGGCACGCUCGCGACUACCAUGGGGGGCACGACGACGGGUGGCGCCGGUCCUCAUCUGAUUACGAACACGAUGUUUAACGUGCACAUGGGCGGCGGCGGCACUUCACGGACCAGUCCUGGCGAUGAUGAGCUUGCGAUCAUGUUCCCUUUGAGUGGCAGCGUGGGCGUGAUGGGAGGCGGCGGCGGAGGAGGCGGUGGUGUGGGUGGUGGCGGCGGCAGCGGCGGCAGCGGCAUCGCGCAGCAGACCCGGCCGCUGCAGGUGCUGACGCUGGCUUCGCCGCAGCUGACGGCGCAGAUGGCGCCUGCACCCGUCACUGCAACCACGCUGGUCACCGUCCACGAGGCCGACACGGGCGCCUCCCUCCGUAGCAACUUCAGCCUCUUGGUCGACUCCGUGAUGACCACCCUGCGCACAAGCAUGGUUGCCGCCGACGACCUCGCAACACGCCGCAUUGGCGGCGUCGGCGCCGGAAGUUUCAACAGCGCGGCGGCGGCGGCGGCCCUCGCCGGCAGCGCCGCCGCCACAGCCUCCGGCGUCUCCGCCGCCACUAUGACUGCAAACACCUCGGGCAGCAUUCUGCUGCUGUCAGAGGAAUCCUCGGCGGCGCUCCUGCGUCGCGGCGGCACGAUGGGCGCCGCCGGUUUUGGCGGCGCCGCCGCCGCAGCGGCGGCUGGCGGCGGUGCUGGCGGCGCUGGCGGCUUCCCCAUCUUUGUGCGGCGGACGCCGCGCGUGGGCGGCGGCGGCGGCGGCGGUGGCGGUGGCGGCGGCGGCGCGGGCCUGGUGUCGCCGGGCCAUGCAAGUGGAGCGCUGCCAGGUGGCGCCUGCAGCCUGGUGGAUGUAGACGAUGCUCUGGAGGACCUGCAGAUGUAUGACAUCAUUGGCGAGGGUGCCAGCGGUCUGGUGCUGAGGGGGCUGCUGGGCACGUGCCUCGUGGCCGUCAAGGUUAUGGAGAUGCCAGACGUGGAUGCGCACCUACAGCCCCAGCCCCUGCCCCUGCCCGACACCCCGACCGGCGGAGCCGGCGCCGCCGCCAAGCCCACUACUGCCGCCACCGGCGCCGCCACGGACGCCGCCGGCGCCGCAGGCGCUGCCGCGGACGCCACGGCUGUAGCCGCCGCGGCGGCCACAGCUGCUACAGCCGCUGCCGCGGCGGAGGCCAAGCGGGCCAAGGCGCGACUGGACGCGCAGAGGGCCAUGCUGCGCAAUGCGAUGGAGCUGGCGGUGCUGCGGUCGGUCAGCCACGUCAACAUCGUGCAGUGCCACGGCGUGUACGACAACGUGUUUCUGGAGAAGCACGGCGCGGCGGGCGGCCCGGCCACGUGCGUGCUGCGCCGCUACCGCCACGCGCCCGGCUCCGACCCCUCCACCGCAUUGGGCGGCUCGCCGCUGUGUACGGCCAUCAUCACGGAGCUGUGCGACUGCGGCAGCCUCAAUGACGUGCUGGCGGCGCGCACCUUCCCGCAGCUGCUGCAGCUGCCGGCAACUGCCGCCGCCGCCGGCGCCGGGUCAGGCCAGCAGGCCUGGACGCAUUCGCAUCACACAAUGGACAUGCAGGGCGUGUAUCUUACGCUGUUGGAGAUCGCGCUGGCUCUGCGCCACCUGCACUCGCGCCGACUGGUGCACAGGGACGUGAAGCCCGCCAACAUCCUGCUCAAGUCCAGUCCCGGCGACCCACGCGGCUGGACCUGCAAGCUGGCGGACUUUGGAUUCGCGCUCGUGCUGGACCAGCAGGCGCUACUAGUUACGCCGGAUGAAGACAUUGACAGUGGAGCCUCUGCCUCCGGAGCCCGAAGCAGCCCCAUUGGCCACAGCCGCGGCAGCCCGAUCAGUGGCGGCGGUGCCGCCGCCACUGGGCCAUCCGCAGGCAGUGCCGCGGCAGGCGGCGGCAUGGUUGGUGGUGGCGGCGGCGGCGGUGGCGUGUGCUACUACACGGUUCAAGAGCAGACGUGCGGCACCGUGACCCAUAUGGCGCCGGAGGCCUUGAAGAAGAACUCGCGCAUUGACGCCUCAGCCGACAUUUUCUCCUUUGGCACCGUGAUGUGGGAGAUCGUGUGCGGCCGUGGCAGCCGGCCCUACCCCAAGCUGCACCCCGACGCCAUCCCGGCGGCAGUGAUGGGCGGACUCCGGCCCCUAUUCCCGGACGCAGUGCCUGAGCCGUACAGGCGGCUGGCGCAGCAGUGCUGGUCCACCGACCCAUUCGCGCGGCCGCGGGCCACGGAGCUAGUCCAGGUCAUCAAGGCGCAGCUGGCACUGGUGCAGCAGCAGCAGCAGCAACAGCUCUAUCAGCAGCAGCAGCGGCAGCAGCAGCAGCGGGCGCCCGGAGGCCACAUGAGGCCCACCUAGCUAGCCGGUUAACAAGGGGCUACGUGCGUAGCCUAAUCAGUAUGUGACAAUUAUCGUGUGGCUACUGGGAGAAUCGGAAGGAAAAAAUGGAAGAACAGGAAGAGAUGCAUGGAACGGGGGACGCAAACGUAUGCCGCGCCUGAGAAGGCGUGUGGAGGUUCGAUCGCCUAGGCAGUCGCAGCAUAAUACACGCAGGGGGUCUGUUCAGUUACGGUUGGCCUUGGACCAGCAAACCGGUCUGCGCUGGGCUUAAAUGGGUGGUUUCAGGAAUCCCCUUGCCUUUUUGGUAUCCUACUCGGAAAAACUUUCCCUGCAUAAUUUCAAGGCAGGUCAGUGGAUGGGGGCACGGCCAGGUGAAGCAAGUUAGUCGCUAGCACACCCAGCAUCGGCAUACUCGGCAGUUCGGUGCGGCAUCGUAGCACGAUAGGCUCAUAUGUUUGUGUGCCUGUGUGUGUUUGUGCACCUGUGUGCGUACGUGUGUACGGUAUGUCUGUUCAUGUUGGAUAACCCCACGUCAGUUGUGUGAACACAAAGGGCGGAUAUCGCGGCACAAUGUGUCUGUGUGCAUAUGCGUGUGUAGUGUGUGCACGGUUGGAGCGUUGUUGCCCAGAGUCCCGCCAUGUGUCGCAUGCAUGCAACGGGUUUGCCGUGUGUGCGUCAGAGUGUUGGGUGGUGUUGGUGUAAUUGGUAAGGCGUGGGGGUCGUCUGGAAGGAGGUGUGGGGACAGCGGGUGUGGAUAGAUUUCAUGCGCUCAACAAGUGGGGCACUACCAGCACUGGAAGCCAGUGGCUGGCGGAGGCCCUGCAUGCAUCCAGCUCGGUGGGCUGGUUUACAUUGCUGCAGCGCCCGUAGGCGAGGCUGGGUAUUGCCUCGUGAUAAUAAGGCAUGGGAACUUUACAUUCACCAAUAUUAGGGGAGAUCCGGACAGGCGGCAUUGCGUGUUAAUUCCUGUACGACAGGGCUUUCACCAAUGCCAUAAAGCAUCUUGCGCGCUUUCGGUUAUAUUACCUGAAAUUCCAUUGCUCAUGGGGAGGGCCUCGCACGCAUUCAUGCAUGUCGCGCAUGCAUGUUGCUUAUUAAGCAUUGCGAGACAAGGCAAACAAGGGCACUGCUGCUGGGUAUGUGCAGCAGGCGCCCACUCAGCCUGCUGCAGACGUCUAUCAUUUCCUUACUUGCUCUGUGUGCAUAUGGUAGCAACGUGUGGGCAGGUUUAGCAGGUUUGGAGCUGCUGGUGCCUCUUAGCGAUUGAUACAUCCGCCCCUGCACCACAGCAGGGUCUUGGCAUCAUCAUGCCUAUACCUUUCCUUGCUCUGCUGUGUGUGUGUGUGGCAUCGCCGUACACGCACACAGAGCACGCAUGCCGCACAUUUGGAAUCGUAUGCCGUAUGGAAAACGCACGUCCAUGGCACGCAUUUGCCGCUCUGUGUUUUUUUGCUUGUCCUACGUUUAGCAGAGACACGAGGUAUCUGUCUGGGAGUAACAGUAACAGAUGGAUGUGUAGCAGUGGUUUGUACUGCGAAAGAUUACAGGAAUGCAUGCGCACCUCGUACGAAUGUAGUGUUGCAUACGCUAGGGGUCUUGUCAGCAGUGGGUGUCGGCGCCCAACCGGCGGGGAAUAUUCAUGGAUUCAGAAGAUUUGCUGGAAGAGUAAUCAGGGGCUGCGUGCGGGACCCGAACGAUGUUACGGCUGAGGAGAAGAUGAAAAGGCCGCCGUGACCAUUUAUGCUAUCUAGCACUCCAGUGCACUUGAAGGCACAUGCUUCAUGCAUGGCCUCUAACAUGAUUGCACUCUGACGCAUCUGCUGAGUGCUACGGGCUCGCAUGCAUGUGUAUGCGUGCUACGCAAGGAUGGUACGUAUGCGUGCUACGCACGCAUGGUACCCGAGACAGGAGACGGGAUAUCUUCAGUUUGUUCGGUUUCGCCUGUGGUCGCGCACUCAGCUAGAACGUGAGGCUAGCAUGCAAAUGUGCACGUGUCGACGUGCGCUUGCAUGGCGCUGAGGAGAUGGCGUUGCGCGAGGGGUUGAGCGAGGGCGGGAUUGUUCAACCCGGCCGGUAGGUGGGGUGAGUUGCUGAGUGCUGAGCGCUGCGUCACGGCGGUGCGUGCAUGCCUAGCAUGCCCGCCAGGAUGCAGCAGGCUCCAGGUAGGGGCAGCCGAGCAGAGCAUCGAAUGGGGGUUACUAGCUCAACGUGCCGCAAGGUCUGCUUGGGAGUUGGGGACGGAGUUGAUGGCGGAUUGAUACCGCGAGGGUGUGCCGCUGGCUGUUGGGCCACGGCGCUCGGCGUCGUGAGGCUGUGCGUGGCGGGCUAAGGCUUGGCUUCGAGUCAUGGCGUCGUGCCAGAGACACGCGUUGUGCGAAGACUCAUGCAGUGUUGUGAAGGCCGGCAGCCAACCAAGGGGAGGGCGGUUCCUCUCUGGGGCCGGAGACGGUCCCUCAUGGCGUGGGUGUGGUGCACCUUCGUGAGUCGGACUGUCCAUUCUUGUAAUAAUGUCGCAUU